Molecule: messenger RNA, 2962 nt
Organism: Eurytemora carolleeae
Lineage: Eukaryota; Metazoa; Arthropoda; Copepoda; Calanoida; Temoridae
Product: ATP-dependent RNA helicase DDX4
Exons: 8
Coding region: 13-2181 (722 amino acids)
Biological process (GO): gamete generation; cell differentiation
Cellular component (GO): nucleus; P granule
Molecular function (GO): RNA helicase activity; ATP binding; zinc ion binding
Source: RefSeq, a predicted model, not a curated record
UAUUUCAGAAGAAUGUCCUACAAGGACGAGGGGACUCCGCACUGGGCUCCGACUAGAUCGGAGAUACUGACCUGGCAGGUUCCUACUGGAGUAUCGAGAGGAAGGGGAUUUGCUCCAGCAGGACGGGGUAGAGGGAUCGCUAAAUGGUCUUCAGCCACUCAAGACGACGGACCAGUAGGUAGAGAUUUUAACGGACGCAAUGGACGGGAGAGUGUAAACGGACGAGAUAUUAUUAAUGGACGAGAAGGUAGAGAUGGCCGGGAUGGUAGAGAAGGACGGGGUGGUCGAGACGGGCCGGAUAAUAUGAGAAAUCGUUACAAAGGGGAUAUUGGUUCAGGGUUCAGGAAGAAUGAUGCAGACAUGGACGGAAGAUUCGAAUCUGUGCCUUCUAGAGAUCAAUCCACGUGUUUUAAAUGUGAAGGUAUCGGUCAUCUAUCCUAUGAAUGUCCGAGCAGAGAUAAAUAUCAGAGAGAAGAAGGAAGGCCUGAAAGACCCAGAAGAAGGGAACCAGGGAAGGGUGAGAGUAAUUCUAAUUAUCAAGACGAAAACAAUCGGUUCAGAGAAAAGAACCAUGAAAGAGGAGAAGGUGGUAGGACAGACAGUUUUUCAUGUUACAAAUGCAACGGAGAAGGACACAUCGCUAGAAACUGUCCUGUGAGAGAGGAUGGGAGACCUGAGGACAGGACCCGGAGUCGAGCUCCCAAGGGGGAGGAGUGUUAUACCUGUGGAGAAAUAGGACAUUUAGCCAGGAACUGUCCAGAGAUUAAGAACGGAGAAACUUCUCAUUCUCAGACUGGGGAACUGGACGAGGAUUUAUUUCACCACGGAGUUUCAUCCGGAAUAAAUUUUGAUAAUUUUGAUAAUAUUGAUGUUAAAGUGACGGGAACUGGUGUCAAAACCAAGGUUGGAACUUUUGAAUCUGCGGGGCUGGAUCAGGUACUUCUCAAUAAUAUCAAGAAAUCUAAAUAUGUGAUGCCAACCCCAGUCCAGAAACAUGCCAUACCAAACAUACUAGCGGGGCGGGAUAUGAUGGCCUGUGCGCAGACCGGCAGCGGUAAAACCGCCGCUUUUCUUAUACCGGUCAUUCAUCUUCUGAUCAAACAGGGAGUUGGGUUUACAAGGUGCCCCGGGGCUCAAGCUCCAGAGGUUAUAGUCAUCUCUCCGACCAGAGAACUUGCAUCCCAGAUAAAGAAAGAAGCGCAGAAGUUCUGUCUAGGAUCUAAACUCCGGGCUGUAGUAGCGCACGGAGGGAAGAGUUUGACCGGGCAGGCGGAGAGUAUAAAGGACGGAUGUAAUAUCUUGACCGCUACUCCGGGUAGGCUCUUGGAUUUUAUAGAUAGAGGAGUUAUCAGUUUGACAAAUGUAAAGUUUCUUGUGCUAGAUGAAGCUGAUAGAAUGUUGGAUAUGGGGUUCAGGGAUGCCAUCAACAAGAUGGUGCGGAUCCCUGAUAUGCCGAGCAGGAAAGACCGACAAACACUCAUGUUCUCCGCAACCUUCCCGGACGAUAUUCAAAGAAUGGCGUCGGAGUUUUUAGACGAAUAUUUGUUUCUAUCUGUUGGAAUAGUAGGAGGAGCGUGUAGAGAUGUAACACAGUUCUUCCAUCAAGUUUCACAGUUUGAGAAGAGAGAGAAGCUGGUUGAGGUUAUUCAGAAUAUUUAUGACAGUUCUCCUAAAUCUUCUAAAACCCUUGUGUUUGUUGAGAUGAAGAAAACUGCGGAUUUUAUUGCCAGCUAUAUGUGCCAGUCAGGGUUUCCUACAACCAGCAUUCAUGGGGACAGGGAGCAGCUUGAAAGAGAAGAAGCUUUGGAUGAUUUUAAGAGUGGACGAAAACCGGUUUUAGUUGCGACCUCUGUCGCUGCACGUGGAUUGGAUAUUAAGAAUGUGGAGCUUGUUAUAAACUACGAUCUACCCAAAUCCAUAGAUGACUAUGUUCAUAGGAUUGGAAGGACGGGGAGACUGGGUAAUACUGGUAGAGCUAUUUCAUUCUUUGAUGCCGCGUCUGACUCCGGUCUAUCCGUAGACCUUGUCAGAAUACUAGCAGAUGCAGAACAGGAGGUUCCUGAUUGGUUGGUUGAAGAUGCUCGAAGAAACCCUGCUAGAGUAAACGGUUCUAAAGCUCCUGGUUCCUUCGGAGGGAAGGAUGUGAGAGCUCAGUCACAACCCGGAGUAGAUUGGAAUUAAAUCCAUACAUUUUAAACCUUCAUCAAUAUAUUCCUUCAGAUAGAAGCAAGCUGGAGAAUCAAAACACACCUUACAAGGCUCUUUAUUAUCGGAGAAAUUGAAAGGUUUAAAGCUUGCUGCCGACUUGUAUUGUAUAUAUUAUGAUCUAAUGACUGAAAUUCUUCCUUUAAAAUAGGUUCCCGUUUACUACUACACUUCGAACUAAACAGAAGGAGAAGGACAAAUUUAUGCGACAUUGCUGGUACGACUUUGUGACCUCGUAGCUCCUCUAGUUUUCAUUUUAUGCACAAAGAAAAGCAAAUCUAUCCGGUUACACAUUUUGUUUGUUCUUUUCUUUAGCUUUCCAAAGAAAGGAGUUAUGACUGAAAACAAUUAAGAUUUUCCAAAUUUGUUUUCACUGAUCAGGAUGAACCUCAAUCUUGAUUUUGUAAAUUCACUUCGAGGAAGUAGGACGUAUCUAAAGGUCUGAUUUGAUUUGAUUUGAUUUGAUUCGAUUUGAUUUGAUUUGAUUUGAUUUGAUUUGAUUUGAUUCGAUCUGAUUUGUUCUGUUAAAAAAUGUUCAAUGUUCAUGCCAAAAUCUUCAGAAUUGACCCCCUGGCCGGUAAUAAAUCUGUUUAUUUAGCAAUAACCCCGAACUUGAUUUUGCAAAUUUUUAAAUGUGAAGGGAGGAGUAAAUUCUAUCCAAAAAUAUUUGUCCUUUUUUGUUGUUGCAAUUUUUGGAAAUCUGACAAAUAGAUGGAGUAGACCUUUGAAAACUUGACUGUAAAACUUUGAUAAUGGA